UGGGCCCUAAGCGCGGGGACAUGCAGGUGGCCAUGACUGGCAGAGCCCGCAAAGAGGCGGUGCAGGCCGCAGCCCGGGAACUCCUCAAGUUUGUGAACCGGAGCCCCUCUCCCUACCACGUUGUGGCUGAGUGCCGUAGCCGCCUCCUCCAGGCUGGCUUCCAUGAACUCAAGGAGACGGACAGCUGGGAUAUCAAACCUGAAAAUAAGUACUUUCUGACUAGGAACUCCUCCACCAUCAUCGCUUUUGCUGUCGGGGGUCAGUAUGUUCCCGGCAAUGGCUUCAGCCUCAUUGGUGCCCACACGGACAGCCCCUGCCUCCGGGUGAAACGCCGUUCUCGCCGCAGCCAGGUUGGCUUCCACCAGGUGGGCGUGGAGACUUAUGGUGGUGGGAUCUGGAGCACUUGGUUUGACCGUGACUUGACCUUGGCUGGACGUGUCAUUGUCAAGUGCCCCACCUCAGGCCGGCUGGAGCAGCGGCUGGUGCAUGUGGACCGGCCCAUUCUCCGCAUCCCGCACCUGGCCAUCCAUCUUCAGAGAAACAUCAACGAGAACUUUGGACCCAACACCGAGAUGCACCUUGUCCCCAUUCUUGCCACCACCAUCCAGGAGGAGCUGGAGAAGGGGACUCCUGAGCCAGGGCCUCUCAACUCUGUGGAUGACCGGCACCACUCAGUCCUCAUGUCCCUGCUGUGUGCCCAUCUGGGGCUGAGCCCUGAGGACAUCUUAGAGAUGGAGCUCUGCCUCGCAGACACCCAGCCUGCGGUCCUGGGUGGGGCCUAUGAGGAGUUCAUCUUUGCCCCCCGGCUGGACAAUCUGCACAGCUGCUUCUGUGCGCUGCAGGCCUUGAUCGAUUCCUGCGCAGCCCCUGCCUCCUUGGCCACAGAGCCCCAUGUGCGCCUGAUUGCACUCUACGACAAUGAAGAGGUGGGGUCUGAGAGUGCCCAAGGAGCACAGUCCCUGUUGACAGAGCUGGUGCUGCGGCGGAUCUCGGCCUCACCCCAGCACCUGACGGCCUUCGAGGAAGCUAUUCCCAAGUCCUUCAUGAUCAGCGCUGACAUGGCCCAUGCAGUGCACCCCAACUACCUAGACAAGCAUGAGGAGAACCACCGGCCUUUAUUCCAUAAGGGCCCUGUGAUCAAGGUGAAUAGCAAACAGCGCUAUGCCUCGAACGCGGUUUCCGAGGCCCUGAUCCGAGAGGUGGCCAACAAUGUCGGGGUGCCUCUACAGGAUCUUAUGGUCCGCAAUGACUCCACCUGUGGGACCACCAUUGGACCUAUCCUGGCUUCUCGGCUGGGGUUGCGGGUCCUAGAUUUGGGCAGCCCCCAACUGGCCAUGCACUCCAUCCGGGAGACAGCGUGCACCACGGGAGUACUCCAGACCCUCACGCUCUUCAAGGGCUUCUUUGAGCUGUUCCCUUCUCUGAACCGCAGCCUCGUAGUGGACUGAAGCCUUUUGGAAAGAUGUCUCUUCCCAUCCCUUUGCCUUGAGAGGGGACGUUCUCAGCUGAGCUGAAGCUGAAUGAUUAAAGCUGAUUUUUCAUUCA
Messenger RNA from Chrysochloris asiatica (Cape golden mole), 1545 nucleotides. RefSeq names its product aspartyl aminopeptidase (gene DNPEP). Gene Ontology annotation, molecular function: aminopeptidase activity; zinc ion binding. Gene Ontology annotation, biological process: proteolysis. Lineage: Eukaryota; Metazoa; Chordata; Mammalia; Afrosoricida; Chrysochloridae. The transcript is spliced from 15 exons. Bases 21 to 1448 code for a protein of 475 amino acids. The record is from RefSeq and is a predicted model, not a curated record.